CUGCGGCCGGCGGCAGACCGGGCUCGUCCCCUGGGCAGGCGAGGGAGAGCCCGGGCAGGGCUGCGGGGCUUCGCCCGAGCAGUAGGCGGGGAGCAGGGAGGGGGAAUCACAUGACAGCACGGGCUGGCUCGGCGGCUGCUGUGCUGGGAGCUGCCGCUGCCCGAGCCGCUGCCCGCGCAGACCAUGAGAGGAGGCUGCGGGGAGCCGGGCUGCUGUCGGGGCGCCGCGAUCGCACUGAGCUGGAACUGCUAACGCGCCCGCGGCUGCUGCUGGGGGAGGACCAGCUCCCUCCUCCUCCUCCUCCUCCUCCUCCGCAGCGCCACAGGGACCUGCCGACCCCGGGCAGCAGCGGCAGCCUCUCCAGCAGCAGCACCGCCACCACCCGCAGCAGCACCAUGGACCUUUCCUUCAUGGCUGCACAGAUUCCUGUUAUGGGAGGAGCCUUCAUGGACUCACCCAAUGAGGACUUUGGUACAGAAUACUCCUUGUUUAAUUCAUCGGCCAAUGUCCAUGCAGCUGCUUCAAUGCAGAACCAGCCAGAAGAGACAUCCCGCUCCUCAAACGAUGCCAUAUUGUUAUGGAUUGCGAUCAUAGCAACAAUUGGAAACAUUGUGGUUGUGGGAGUGGUGUAUGCCUUCACAUUCUAAGAAGACCGGAGACUGGAAUACUGCAGGAGUGGACGGCUACAAGUGUGUUUGUUGUGCGUGUUUGUGUAUAUAUACAUGUAUAGCUAUAUAAAUAUAUAUAGAUAGACACAUUUUGUUAAUUAUAAGCUGCGACAGUACUAGAAAUGAAGUGCAAGUUAUUAAACUUGAACUUCAGUAGCAAAGUUUGGAUGCAUUGGCAAAUUUUGUGGUGGUGAAAGCUUUAAUCAAGAACAGCAAAUAUAUGUCACAUAUAAAUUUGAUGUGAAAGGCCAAUGUUGAUAUGCGAAACACAAAAUGAAAGCGGGUUUUAUGUAAAAAAUGCUUAUUUCCUAUUGGUUGGAUUUUCUAGUAGCUCUUCUGUUUUUUGUUUGUUCCUUUUGUUGAGUUUUUAAUCUGCUUUUGGGAUUGGUAUUUCUAUCACAACAGUAUAUGAAAAAUGCUCUGUAUCUUAUUCUCCAUGGAAAUCUAGUUAUCUAGAUGUCCAGAUGCAUUGGAUGGUGGGCAUUGGCUCAAUUGUAAUUAACGGAUUUUCAGGAUUCUUGUGUGUUGAACUAAAAUACACAUGAUCAGUUGGCUAUGUUUAAAGUGUAGAUAUUAUUAAUCUUAAAGCAGUGGGCAUGCAGGUGGACGCAUGGCUGGUUUAACUAGGACUCUCGUUCUAAAGACAGUGAGCAGAGAUGAUAUUUUGAGUGUUAAUACUGAAUCUGCUUGAUAUUUCUAGAACCUGUACUCCAGAGGAUGAAGUGCUGGCAAGUGAGUUUUAAAUGGGAGGGACAGAAGCUCCAAUUUCCAUCAGACUAUUGACAGACAGAAAUGAUAAUGAUUAUAGUUCAUUGGAUUGACCCCUUCUAGAAAAUAAAGACUGUGGAUCUUUUGGGUUCAUUAUGCUGAAAUCCAAAUUUCCCAUAAAAGCCAUGUGGUCAAAUAAGCUUUAUUUAUGAAUGAAAGAAAUUACUUAAAGUGCAGUAAUUCUGCAGUCUAAUUCACUGCCAAUGAUUCAUCUAUGGGGAUAAAUGAAUCACAAGGUUUACCAGAUAGCCCUACAGUGCACAUACAUAACCUCCCACGGGUGAAUUGGGUACAUGAGUUACAUACAGUGGUGGGAUAUACGGAGCAUUGGAGGGCAGUAGCUUAAGGGAAGUUGCUGAUAGACCUUGACAAAUGUUUACAUUUAGGCACUAAUAUGUUUCUAUGGCCGGAUAAUGAGGGGGGAAAUGUAAAAUCAAUUGUGCUAGCAAUUUUAUACAAAUAUUUGUAUUCAGUGUUCUAUUAAUGGGUAAUGUCUUUGUUGUAUUAAUCUUGUAAGCAAUGAUUUUUAAGGGCUGUACCCAUCUAAAAUAAUCUGUAGCCUUCCUUGCCAAAGGAAGGGUGUGUGUAUAUAUAUAGGUGAUGGAUGUGAGCAUAGAGAAAUGGCAGCAGAUAAAUACUUUACACAAAACCUCUGUGUAUUGGACAGUUCUCCCUCUACUCUUGUCCCCUACAGCUGUUACCCUGAUUCCAGAAGGCCCUGUCUGCAGGCAUGGUGGAUAUUUUUGACACUUCUCUGUCACUCCGCUCAAGGCUGGAGUAAGAGCUGGUAAACGUAUGGAGAGGUUUUGCUUUUAUUUUUCUCUCUAAACCAUUUUUCCUGCAGGGUUGGUGGAUAGUCACUCAAUCCAGAGCAAUAUGUCCUAAAUGAGCAUUUCAGCUUUUGCAUUUAUUUAUUGUUAGUCAAAGUAUUGGCCUGUAAAGCUGCCCUAGUUCUUUUGCAGCUGGCUCACUGUCAAUCAACAGCAAAGAUCCUUGAUCCAUGAAAUCACAGGAGAGGAUUCCCAAGGCCCUUUUCUAGGGGCCAUACCGUACUCUAUAUGGCUACCACCUCAGGAGGGAGGUGCAGUACCAUUCCACACCACUGAACCUCUGGAACCUGACUCCUGGUUAGACUAUAUGGAUGAUCAGUCACGGAGUAUCUGUGACAGACACCUGUGAAGCUGGUAUUUUAGAUGAUUGGCAUCCUACCAUGUCUACUCUCUCCUUUAUAGACAGAGGAUUUAGCAGGGGGAACAUCUAUUAAUGCUCAUGUGAAUUACAUACAUAAAUUCCCUACAUUCUGGUAAGAGAAUAAGCCAUUAAGUGCCAAAUCCUGUAGCCCAAGAAAGGCCCUGAAUGCAGUGAAAAUUAGUGUGGCAGGGUGCAGAAGGGUCUCUAAAGUAGACUCAAAGAGGAGGCAUUUGGGGGUAGGAUGAGUUAUGUCAGCCGUGCAUUUGUAGUCCCCUCCCCGCCCCCAUGUACAUGUGUAUGUAGUGGAAGAGCACAGCCCCCCAUGGAGCAGCCUGGUGAAGGAGACUUCAACCUCCCACCCCAUCACCAAUAGCAACUAUCAAAUGAAGUCCUUAGUGCAAGGCCCAUCUAAUCAGGCUGUGGGCAGGGGAAAAGAUCUGGUCCUAAGUGUGUGUGUGGGCCUCCUGGGCUUUCCAUUUUAACACACUAAUAUAUGGUAGAACAGUUUAAUUCCAUGCCCUCAGCUAUUUCAGGUGUGUCACUAGCAUCAUAAUUGCAUCAAUUAGUUAUUAAUAGGAUUUUUUGGUGCCUCAAUAAGGCUCUGCAGUGAUGCUACCUCAUGCAGUAAAACUGUUUUUGCAAGGUUGAUAGUAAAGCAUUUUCACCCUGAUUAAAACCAGUUAGACAAUAUUGUAUUUACCCAAUGGGAAUCUUUUGCUGCUCAGUGAAUUUGCCAGUAGAAUGCUUUGCCUAAACUUUUAAUUUUAAUCUAAAUGCAAUUAGCAAAGUUUAUCUUUAAUCUCCCAAAGUACUGGACCAAAUUGAAAAGGGACAGUCAACCAUGAAAAAAAUACUUGAGAAUGAGUUGUUUUAAAAUGAGAGACACUGUCAUGUUGUCUUAUGCAAAGAGGUGCCCUACUUUCAUAUGAAGUCAACAGGAAUUGCAGAAAAGAUUCGAAUGAACCAGUUCUCCCCCUGUCCUCUUCAUAUAUAUUUUUCAUCAUCAGAGUUGACUUGCCAGGAAGGGCCUGAUGUAACUUAAUGUAACUUGAUUUAAGAGGGCGACAUAUAAAGUAGGGUAUCUAAGGAAAAUAUUUGCUCUUGCCGCAUCUCAGACUUGAAAGAUUGUAAAUGUGUAGUUAGCACUGUGAAUUCAGGAGAUUUCCACAAAAUAAAGGCAGGUGCUAUGGGAACUUUAUGAUUAAAAAAUAGCCUUCUCUAGGGAUAUAUUUGGACUGUUGAAUGAAAAGUCUGGGCAGUGUGUUGUCAAGCAUAUUAGGGAUGGACUUGUACUGAGGCUGAAUCCCAUCAAACUAUGCAGAUAUGCAGCUCCAGAACCAGACGUUAGCUGUCUAGGUAUUUAUAACAAGAUCUCAAUGUGGUAGCUGAGCCUAAGAUCCAGAUACGGAUUGGAACUUCACCGCUUGACCCUCUCUCGGUAUUGGGCUAAACCAGAACAUGGAAUCCAAAUACCUCCACAUAUUGGGGAAUUUCAGAUUUGGAUCCAAUUCUGCAUCUAAACAUUGUAAAAUGGACCCAACUCCCAAUCCUGACUGGUGAAAGAAGCAGUUCUGGGAGAAUAAGUAGGGCCAAAGUAGAUGCUUCUGCAUCAGGAACUCUGUUAGACAGGAUCCACAUUAUAUACCUUUAACUGCAUUUUAGUGCUCUUCUUAAGCAGGUGUAUGCAAUGCCCUGACCUGUUCCAGCUAGCACUUACUGCUGACUGCACCAUAGUUACUAGCCACCUGUGGACUGUGUAACAGACCUCACCCUCUUUGGGAUGUAGUAUGAGCUUCAGCAUGUCAAUCAGGAAUUUCUGCUUGUGCAUCUGUGUGGACUGGGGAGCCAUUCUACGUGGCUAUUUGGCAGGGGAGGAGAAGCCCCUCCGCAAUUCUCCCUUGGCCCCCUUGCACACCAAGGUAGGACUCAGCUCAAGGAUUAGUUCUAAUCAGUAUUAAAAUAGAGGCACAUAACACAAACAAAUGACAAUGAGAUACUCAGUGACAUGCAGAGAGUGUUCAUAGUUGUAUUAGGCCUUUGUAGUGAAGAAGGCAGAACACCUUAUAAAUCUAGCAUACGACCCCUAGCUGUAUAAAUGCCACACCUUGCACAUGCUUGUAGUAACAAUAUGUGUCUUGUUCAAGGUUGUAAAUUUACCUCAGCUUGGGAGGAGCAAGGAAAUGGACUGGGCGAUCUUCCGUAACUUCUACUGGCUCUCAACCUUUCCAGACUACUGUACCCUUUUUAGGAGUCUGAUUUGUCUUGAGUACCCACAAGUUGCACCUCACUUAAAAACUACUUGCUUACAAAAUCAGAGAUAAAAAUACAAAAGUGUCACAGCACACAGUUACUGAAAAAAUGGCUUAUUUUCUUAUUUUUACCUUAUAAUUAUAAAAUAAAUCAACUGAAAUAUAAAUAUUGUAGUUACUUUUCAGUGUAUAAUAUAUAGAGCAGUAUAAACAAGUCAUUGUAUGAAAUUGUAGUUUGUACUGACUUCGCUAGUGCUUUUUUGUACCUGUUGUAAAACUAGGCAAAUAUCUAGAUGAGGUGAUAUACCCUGUAUUAGACCUCUACAUACCCCUGGUUGAGAAUCACUGUUUGAGGGCUCUAUGCUCGUGUAUCUCACUAUUUUAAGAAUGAUUUGACCAUGAGCAGCCACCAUCCCAACUGAGCUGCCCUGUUGGCAUUUUAGCAAAGAGACAAAGGAUUGAACAGGUAUGGAGAUUGCUGGUUCCUCCAGGUCAGGAAGAAGGCAUGUUAGAAGGGAGAGGUGAGGGGGGAAGCUUACAGAGCUGCCCCUGCUGUCCUUGUUCUCUUUGGCCUCCAUCGCUAUUAAUCCAGCACAUGUCCCCAGCACUAACAUUCCUUUACAACAAAAUGAGAGAGGUGGAAAACAUGCCUGUUUCCCUGCAAAUGUGGUUUGAAAUCCAUCAUUUCCCUUUGUUAACAAACUGACAACAAGCAAAAUGUGGGAAAGAGAUGGCUCGUGUGUUGCAAGCAAUUUAGAUCACCAUUUAACAGGGCUCUGUCCUGCAAGCUGCUGCACGCUCUUGUCAGGCGCUGAGCCCCCUCAACUCUCCCCAACUUCAGUGAGAGCUAGAGACACUCAGCAUCUUUCAGGAGUGCUCAGCACCAUUCAAGAAUGAGAUGAGAGAGGAGACAAGCUAGACAAAUAUCUGCUUCAGAUACACCCAUAUCAAGCCAACUGGAAACUUUUCUACUGUGGGUGAGUCCAAUCCAAAUACAGCCACAGUCUUUGUUCAGUGAGCCACUAUAUAUUUUCUCUAUUAUUAACAGCCUCCUGUUUAAUAUCCUGCCAUUAUUCAAUUCUUAAUAUCCUCUUUGCAUUGUCCUGCAGGGAGCUAGUAACUAUUAAUUUAACACAGCUCCGCUUUUUACACCAUGUUCCAGCAAGUAUAAUUUUACUGAGUUUCCUGUGGUUAAUCACAGAAGUAGAUCUGGAAAAUGACAUUUUGUUAAAAAAAUAUAAUUUUUGUUAAUAAAAAGAAUUGGCCAAAAUCAAAACCCCAGGUAGAAACACUUCUGAGCUUUGGGGUUUUGAUAUCUGGAACUGAAUUUCAUCUCACUAAUGGUAGGGAAGAUAAAGGGCAUCCCGUGUUUCCCCUAGUUGUAUAAAGUCCCAUGCAGAAUUCAGAGCUCUGUUAACUAGCAUUCUGUUCCUGUGCUCCCAAUUCAUUUACUCUGAUCUCUGUUCACACAAGAGCUGGACAUCCCAGGGGGACAUCGUGUACAGCUGCUCCUCCCUAUUUCUGUUGUUGAGACUCCUGAGGGAAGCACUUAUAUUUACCCUGUUGCUGGCACUAGCAACUGUAGCCAGGGAUCAAGACUGAGCUAUGUGUACCUUGCUUAAUCACUACAGGAAAAGCAUAGGAGAAUUUAUGCUGGGCAUGGAAGAUGAGGGGUUGUCCCUCCUUAGCCCCAGCCUUGGGCACGUCCUACACAGGUUGGAGCAUCCUGGUGCCUGCUUUAAACCAUGCCAGCUUUCAUGGUCCCCUAGCUGGGCAUUGCUGGAGUACAUUGAGCUCCUCAUGCCCACCUCUCUCAUCCCUCCCUACCUCCGACAUAGCCCCUGCACCAAAGGCUGUGGGGUGAGAUGGAGUAGGAGGCAACCAUGCUGAUUCUGUGUUGACUGAGGACUCCCACACACAUCAGGAAUCCCCAGCAGCUGUGCUCUCUUUGUGCUGCCUGAAAGUCACAAAGCGGGCAGAGUGAGGCCAAGAAUCUACCUUUCCAUAUCAAGAGCGAUAUGCGCCUUCGCAGAAUGAAGUGGGUGACAUUUUUAUGUGGUCCCAGUCUAUUCCAGAGUAUUUAGGCUUGGCCUGUGACAACAGGUAGGUUAUUUUGAGGGUGUCAAUUAUCCUAGUCAAUUUUGUGAUGGGUUGUGUGUGCCUGUCAUGUCUGCAUUGGCUGAAAGAAGCCAAAACAAACCUGACGGGUUUAUACAAUAGACCAGCGAUUUGACAACCACGAUUGACCUCUGUCAGAACUAACCCACAAGCUAUGGUAUUUGAGGCCUAUCUAUUACAUCAGAGCUGCUUGCUGCUGAAUAUUCAGUGGAAGGGGAGAAAACAUUUAUUUCUGAAUGGCUUGGCAUUUAGGCCCCUUUAAGCUGAUGUUUUUUCCUUUUUUGUUAAUUCUUUUUCUCCUGAUCUUGUUAUUGCAGUCACUCAUUUUGGGAACUAUCAUAACACUUAGCCAGGAAGACUCCCCUAAAUUAUAAAAUCUGCUUGUAACAGAAAAGCCUUUGAGCACACUAAGUCUCCGUAGCAUAUUGCAGGGUCCAGCCCCAAAGACAGGUUCACCUUGAAGUUCAUGGACAUGUUCAAGAUGUUGUUGCCAAGGCAACUAGCCCUUUAGCAUGAGCACAACCUUGUUCGCUCAUCAUCUGGAAGGCUUAACAAAGUCAGAAACUCCCGAAAGGCCUUCUUUGUUAGAUCUGUCCUGUACUUCCUAUACAAGGUGGUGUGGCUGGCGUGGUGCGGGGGUGGAAGUCUUCAGGUACAGAAAUGGCAAAAAAGGCCUCCAAUUUUGGCAAAAUGUUUGAGGAAAGAUUUAUUAUGUAAAGCCCUAUGAUGUCUAUAAAGGGAUAUGAACAACAAUAGAAAAUUAUAUAACAGACAGAUCUCAUCCAUAAAUAGUUAAUGAAGAAGCAUUAUUUGCAUAAUGCUAACACCACCAGCUGUUAUAUAGAACUUGACAGUGGUAGCUCUCAAAAUGCUUUAUAAGGGAGGUCAGAAUCAUUUUUCUCAUUUUACAGAGGAAGUAUAACUAAGUCUCUGAGAGCUGAAACAAUUUGCCCAACAUCAUCCAGCAGACCAGGGGAAGAGCCAGGGCUAGAACUGAGGUCUCACAAUUCCCUGUCAAGGGCACAGUCCUUUAGGCCAUACUGUCUCCCUUGACUGUUUUAUUUCAAAUGCACCUUCCUCUAAAGUAUCUGGCUAUAACAAAUCAAACACAACAUGACACAAUUCCUUUAUUUUGUUAUCUUCCCCCAUUGGCAUUUUUUGAAAAUCUCCCUUUGGGGCACAUGAGUUAAUUCAAAUUCCAGUUGAUUGGGAACCAGAAAUAGUCUUCAUCCCUUCUCUCAAUUUUGCAGACCUUCCAAAUACUGCUCGAGAAAGUCCAGGGAAGCAAGAGCAUCUUCCCUUCCAUAGGUAAGUGUUUGUUACCAAGGGCCAUACAAAACAACCCAAUAUUUCCACAAGCCAGACAAUACAUUGGGGGCCUCUGAGUCAUGGCACCACUAUGUUGUGACUCCCUUUGAGACCUCUUUCCACUCAGCUUCCCAAGAAUUUAGUUCAACUCCAAACUUUGUCACUCAGGUAUCUGUAUUUGGCACAGCAACACUAUGCUGAGUUGGUCAGACUCAAACGCCAGGGGUGGAUGCAGGGUCCAUCACUGAUCUAAAGUUACGCAGAAAACCCUUUCCCUUUUUAUACAUUUACACUUCUCACUGCAUUUACUAUACAUUGCAUCGUGCAUAUUUAUAUUAGCUUGGUUACAGUGUAGGAACCAUCCCUGGACAGCAUGCGCUGUUCAUGCCUUGUCCAUGCUCAGCCUACUCUUUACCGCAUCUUCACAUUCCUGACUUAUCUUGUCCAUUGUUAUCUUGUUCAUGGUAAAUGAUUCCUUGGGUGUUCCCCCUGUUAUCUGAGCUAGCUCAGACAUUCUCUUUUAGCCUACUGACCCAUUUAUUUAUCAUCGUUAUCACAAAUAUUUCAUCUUCAGUCCGCUAAUCAAUUUUCCUCUCUAAUCUUGUCUUCCAAGAAAUGAGGUUUCCCCCAUAUUUAAUUACUUAUGUCAAGCCAGGCUUACAUUCCUACUUCUUCCCAUUUAUAGCAUCUAUGCUCAUCAAUAUUUGUGCAGCUUAAACAUGCCUGCUGCCUGAGUCAAUAGAAGCUCAGCCUUUACCAGCAGGCUGGCAUCCACAAGUGCAAGCUCCUACCUAGCCAGCUUUUAGUAACCAGUCUCCUUUGAACCUGGCUCUGUGGAUGAGGGGAAAGCAGUGGACGUGUUAUUCCUUGACUUUAGCAAAGCUUUUGAUACGGUCUCCCACAGUAUUCUUGCCAGCAAGUUAAAGAAGUAUGGGCUCGACUAAUGGACUAUAAGGUGGAUAGAAAGCUGGUUAGAUCGUCGGGCUCAACGGGUAGUGAUCAAUGGCUCCAUGUCUAGUUAGCAACUGGUAUCAAGCAGAGUGCUCCAAGGGUUGGUCCUGGGGCCGGUUUUGUUCAAUAUCUUCAUUAAUGAUUUGGAGGAUGGAGUGGACUGCACCCUCAGCAAGUUUGCAGAUGACACUAAACUGGGAGGAAUGGUAGAUACGCUGCAGGGUAGGGGUAGGAUACAGGGGGACCUAGACAAAUUAGAGGAUUGAGCCAAAAGAAGUCUAAUGAGGUUCAACAAGGACAAGUGCAGAGUCCUGCACUUAGUAUGGAAGAAUCCCAUGCACCGCUACAGACUAGGGACCGAAUGGCUCGGCAGCAGUUCUGCAGAAAAGGACCUAGGGGUUACAGUGGACAAGAAGCUGGAUAUGAGUCAACAGUGUGCCCUUGUUGCCAAGAAGGCUAAUGGCAUUUUGGGAUGUAUAAGUAGGGGCAUUGCCUGCAGAUCGAGGGACGUGAUCGUUCCCCUCUAUUCGACAUUAGUGAGGCCUCAUUUGGAGUACUGUGUCCAGUUUUGGGCCCCACACUACAAGAAGGAUGUGGAAAAAUUGGAAAGAGUCCAGCAGAGGGCAACAAAAAUGAUUAGGGGACUGGAACACAUGACUUAUGAGGAGAGGGUGAGGGAACUGGGAUUGUUUAGUCCGCAGAAGAGAAGAAUGAGGGGGGAUUUGAUAGCUGCUUUCAACUACUUGAAAGGGGGUUCCAAAGAGGAUGGAUCUAGACUGUUCUCAGUGGUAGCAGAUGAUAGAACAAGGAGUAGUGGUCUCAAGUUGCAGUGGAGGAGGUCUAGGUUGGAUAUGAGGAAAGACUAUUUCACUAGGAGGGUGGUGAAGCACUGGAAUGGGUUACCUAGGGAGGUGGUGGAAUCUCCUUCCUUUGAGGUUUUUAAGGUCAGGCUUGACAAAGCCCUGGCUGGGAUGAUUUAGUUGGGGAUUGGUUCUGCUUUGAGCAAGGGGUUGGACUAGAUGACCUCCUGAGGUCCCUUCCAACCCUGAUAUUCUAUGAUUCUAUGAAACCCAGUCCUCAUGUAAUUCUGCAACUGGAACUAGGGUAUUAUGAUUACUAAUAGAAAAUGUGGGUGGGGGGGGGAGAGAAGGAUGCUGAUGGUAUAGCACUAAGGGCAGCAUCCCAGAAAGUGGAAAAAUCUUAUGCAUACCCACAUUGUUGUUGUUGUUAUUUGUUUGUUUCUGGUAGCAUUAACAAUGUGCUAGGCACUGUACAUACACAAAAGAAGACAGCCACUGAUUCAAAGAGCUUCCCAUCAAGCAAUUCAGUUUAAAGGGUUCUGAGGAUAAAAUUCCUGAUGAAGUAAGAGUUUGUCUAAGAAUAAUGCGUGGCUGUGUUGAUGUCAAUGUCUAAACUCCCAUUGGCAUCAGUGGGGCCAGAAUUUUACCCAAUGUGAAAUCAUACUCCUCAGUGUAUCUGUGGUCAGAGCAGGUGUUUGGAGCUCACAUAUCAGGGUAUUUGUGGCCCAUCUUAUCUCCAAUAAGUACCAGAACUCUAGCAGCCAGGACUAAAUGUUUUUGGAUGUUGAAUACUGAUCAAUAUAAUACUGUUGAAUAUUGACCAAUAUCAUAUUGCAUUUAAAUAUUCUAGCAAGCCCUGGAAAUGCAAAUUUUCACAGCUAAUGUAAUGUUGGACUUAUACAGUAAUUUGCUUAUAUUAAAUUGUGUAUUGCAAUUUUUUCUUGACAUGGAGAGAACCCUUUCUGUUAAGGGUUGAGGUAAUAUUCUGUAUCCAAAAAACAAUCCAAUCUGGCUCCAGUGGAGUAGGAGAAUCCAGAGCCCCAGAAAUACGGAGACUUUCUUCCAAAACCUAACACACUGUCAUCUUGACUUUUUUUUCCAGGUGUCUGGCAAAGUAAUAUUUUAAAAAAUAUUAUGGGAAAGCUACUGAAUAGACUGUUCAUGCUUUAUCAUGUUUCAUUGUGCUGUAAUCAGCAUGGGUAGCACAAAUAGAUCAGACAGAUUCUAUGGGAUCCUUUUCCAUAAUAGAGCCAGAGAUGCAGUACUGACCUUACACCAGUAUACGGCAUUAUGAUAAAACCAUCAUCAUGGAUUUAAACUGUACCAGGCACUCAAAUCCAAUGAAACAAUCAUGUCAGUCUCUUUGGGUGACUUUUCAAUACACAAUCUUUUUGUGAUGUAGUGAAAUAAGACAUGUCUUUGUAUGUCAUCAUUUGGUAUGUGGACCUGUCCCUAAAUAUUUUCCUACAGUUCCAUUUUACAGUGUGUUUAAUUUUGCCUCUUCCAAAAAUAAUGAUGGGCCAGUUUUGAUACAGAUAUUGCUAUCUAUUAACUCUUUUCCUCUUGGCUGUUCUUCAGGUUGACAUGGGGGCAGGAUUGAGACCAGCAAAGGCUAACGUAUCAUUCAGUUAAAGAAAAAUAACCUGAAUUGAAAUACUUCUGGAGUCCUGUUAUUAUAAUUUAUUUUUUGUAUUCGUGUUGUGCCUCAGAGUCCUAGUCAUAAAACAGGCCCUCGUUGUGCUGGAAGUUCUGCAAACACAGAACAAAAAGAUGAUCCCUGACCUUAGGGAGCUCCUAAGCCACAGAUAUUUAAAACCCUGGGAUCUCUUUUGCCCUCAGGUGUUCAUUGAAGCAGAUGUGUGAACAUUCCUAAAGGCCAUCCACCUGCUUCAACAAGUGGGGGAACAUCAUGGGCCCAGAAGCGAAGUGGGACAGCCCCAGCAGCAAGGGAGGGAGACACUCACAGAGGGAUAGCUGGUAGCUCCUCCAGCACCUCGGAGUCUCUGGUGCCCUUUGGGGGAGUAGGGCACUGACUGGGCCAUUCAGAGAUUUAACCUGGAGCCUGGUCUUUCAAUUCCAUUCCAGCAAAUGAUAUGUGAUCAUUCCUAAAUCAACUUCUGACCAAACACCAUGGAUGUGGGAACUUGCUUGGAACUUUUCUGACAGAACUGAAAAAAAGUUUAAUAGCAAGGCAGUGAAAGAACCCUUCAAGGCACCUUCAAACACAAACUGAUCCUGCUGCCACUGGAAUCAGUGGAAGCACACAGCUAAACUAUGUGCGUAAUUUUACUCACACAAGUAGUCUCUUUGAUGUCAAUGGGAUUAUUCAUAUGAGUAAAAUUAAACUGUUUGCAGGAUCAAAGCCUAAAAUUCAUACCGGGUUAUUAGGUUCCUCCCUUCACAAGAAUGCCUACAGCCCCAAUGCUGCAAGCUGGUCCAUGGAGACAGAACCUUUCCCUCUUGUGAGCCCCCAUUGGCUUGACUAAAGUUCCUUGCUGAUAAAAUGGGUCUGCCUGUACAGAAUAGCUUGCAGGACUGGGGCCUUAAAUCUCUUUUAUAUCUCUAAAAUCUUUGUUAUUUAAAAAGAAAUCAGAUCAAUGUAUUUUUUAAACGAAUGGGUAAUAGAAAAUCUGAGAAUUUUGAUAGAUGGGGCAGAGGGGUGUAUAAUAUAGCAAAUUUGUAACUUGCCUUCUCCUUCCAUUUCGCUGCUUGCUUGUGGAGUGUCUGAACUUAAUCAAGUGAACACUUGCUUCCAUUCUGAAGUUGACAAGCCCUUAACUGGGUGCAAAAUCUCAAUAGAGUUUGUAGGUGAUGUAAAUUGGUCAAAGAGAUAGCUUUGUUACCUAGCUUGCAGUGUAUUUAUUUUUUUCAAUUUUGGUUAGCUUUUCAUUUCAAUUACCACUUGCAGAAUUUUUGCAAAAAUUCAAACUAAUUCCACUGAUGUUGUCCAAGCUUCACCCAAACUCUCAUUGUUUUAGGAAUCUAAACCUUCCUUUUAAUCCUAUUUAAGGCACAGGCUUUCUCAAGAGUCCUUUAGUAUUGGUACCAUUUUUAUUAAGUAUCUUUCACAAUAUAAUGCUCAUGUUCUUUCUCUCUGCUACUUCUUUCUCUGCUUAGUUUGCUUUGAAGGGGCUUCACUGUACUGUUUUAUAUUGUAUGGGUUGGUUUACAGAAACUUUAUUCUUGUAAUGAAUUGUUCUUGAAAUGUGGAUUUAUCUGUACAGAUACAAAAUUUGAAAACUGUUCUGUGUCUAAUUGGAUUUUUCAUAAUUUAUUGUAAUCCUUACUGGUAUAGUAAACAGAAAAAUGUUCUUUUAAACUUCUGCUACAUUCACUUCCUAUUUAUUUAACUGGCUUCACUAUGUAUUUACUUAUUACUACUUGUUUACUCUUUUUACUAUAAUGAGAAUAACAAAAUUUGUUAAUGUAAGAUUAAAUUUGUGCUUUUUCUUGAUAAAGUUCUUGAAAUUGA
Messenger RNA from Chelonia mydas (Green sea turtle), 13525 nucleotides. RefSeq names its product chromosome 6 C14orf132 homolog (gene C6H14orf132). The record is from RefSeq and is a predicted model, not a curated record. The transcript has 2 exons. NCBI's taxonomy places the organism in Eukaryota, Metazoa, Chordata, Testudines, Cheloniidae. Bases 111 to 647 code for a protein of 178 amino acids.